Ilex paraguariensis (yerba mate) is the source of this 381-nucleotide messenger RNA. Lineage: Eukaryota; Viridiplantae; Streptophyta; Magnoliopsida; Aquifoliales; Aquifoliaceae. The record is from the annotation of a GenBank genome assembly.
AUGGACACAGAGUUCACCGACGUUAUCUUCAAACCCCAAGUGGACCCUAUAACUUGCCGUCACAACUACCACCUACGACCCUUCGAUCACUACAAGGUUUUGAAGUCAAACGUCGAUGUUUUGAACCUGAUCCAGCUCGGCCUCACUCUUUACGACAAAAAUGGCAACCACCUUGGCGAGUCCCACCACUUCAUCUGGCAGUUCAACUUCAACGACUUCAAGUGGACUAGAUCCCCCAAGCCCUUUACCCUUCCCCACAACACUCCCGACCGCACCCAACCCUUUAAACCCAAUUAUCACCACCAGCACUCCCAACCCUCUGAUACCAACCCUCAUUCUUUUCCCUUACCCAAGUCUGCAUCUCUAGUUGAACGACCCUAA